Argentina anserina (silverweed cinquefoil) is the source of this 1411-nucleotide messenger RNA. RefSeq names its product NDR1/HIN1-like protein 10. NCBI's taxonomy places the organism in Eukaryota, Viridiplantae, Streptophyta, Magnoliopsida, Rosales, Rosaceae. Gene Ontology annotation, cellular component: plasma membrane. The record is from RefSeq and is a predicted model, not a curated record. The coding region runs from base 421 to 1128 and encodes 235 amino acids. The transcript has a single exon.
UAUCAACAAAGCUAAGUUUAAGAAUUCUCCUUCCUAGUCAACAUCCUCACCAAUCUCUCUCAUUCUCUAACCAAGAAAAAUCGCCUCCUCUUCCAGUUCAGUGUACUUCCCACAAUUCCCGGAAACAGUCCAUUUUCAAGGACUCAGGUCAAUUUUGUAGAAGAAACACUCUCGUGACUUUGGCCCCUGAUUUUUGCCAUAUAAAUCCUCCCCUGAUUCUAUAGCUGGCCGAAUAUUCUACGCUCUACUCUAACGCGUCACGUUGCCGCAUACCCAAAAACGGCACCGCUCGUCUUCAUCUCUAAAACUCUUCCGGAUUUUACGAAACCCUCAGAUUCUCAACUAAACCCACAUUUCCUUCCUUCACUUUUUUAAAACCCAAAUCACAAGAAAUCCCCAAAUCUCCGAAAACCCUAGAAUAUGGCAGACGCUUCUCGACCACCCGUCACCGGCUACCCGGCCCCGCAAUACGCCCAGCCCUACCCCGCCAACGGCUCCUACCCCAACUACCCGGCCUACCAGCAAGCCCCCUACAACGCGUACACCGCACGCGCCGCCUUCGUCCGCCGCUUCGUCAUCGCCAUGAUCUUCCUCUUCGUCAUCCUCGGCUCCCUCCUCCUCAUGGUCUGGCUCAUCCUCCGCCCCAAGAUCCCGGACUUCCGGGUCGACUCGUUCACUGUGACGAAUCUCAACGUCUCCUCCUCCGGCCAGUCCCUCACCGGAACCUGGGCCGUCGGGUUCGAUGUGUUUAACCCCAACAAGAAGAUGACGAUCGAGUACGACGAGAUCGGCGCCUCCGUGUUCUACCGCUCCCGCUUCAUCUGCGAGACCAGAGUGCCGCCGUUCCAACAGGGGAAGCGCGUGAGGAGCGCGGUGAACGCGACUCUCUCGGCGGCGAACUCGUUCGUGGAGGGCGGGGUGGCGAGUGGGAUCAACGCGGACCGGGCGGCGCGUGGGGAGGUGAGCUUUAAUAUAAAGCUGCUGGCUAGGGUGCAGUUCAGGAAAGGCGGGUGGAGGCUGAGGCGGCGGCUGCUGAGAGUGGUGUGCCGUGACGUGACAGUUGCGGUGUCGAAGAAUGGGACGGGGAUGAUGACCGGAGAAGGUAGAGAGUGCGGCGUUGCUGUCUGAGACAGUGAGUGAGUGAGUGGUUUUUUAAUCUCUCACUUCAGUUCAUUUACAAGUUUCUCUCUGAUUCUCUUAUGGUUUUGAAUCGAGACCAUUAAUAUGUAUUGUUUUAGGAGCAUGAGCUUUUACUAAAGAGAUUGAUGGGGGGUUAGGUUCAAUUGCUGUAUAGGGUUUUAACUUCAAUUCUUUUGUUUGUUCUGUUCAGUAAGAUGAUACCUUGGAUUUUAUGGUUCCUAUUGUUAUUAGUUUAGGAUCAAGGAAUGCGAUAUUAUUUCGAUGUUUAGUA